Molecule: messenger RNA, 1037 nt
Organism: Pelobates fuscus (common spadefoot toad)
Lineage: Eukaryota; Metazoa; Chordata; Amphibia; Anura; Pelobatidae
Gene: HEMGN
Product: hemogen
Exons: 4
Coding region: 80-673 (197 amino acids)
Source: RefSeq, a predicted model, not a curated record
AUACAAACUUAUUUUGAAAUGACCAAAUGAAGUAGUCUGCAGAUAUUGACACAGGGGAGAGUGAAGAGGUACACAAAAUAUGGAUAACGUUGAAAGAGAUCAUCACUAUACAGAAGUGACAGAAAAUAUUGCUCCUGCACACGAACAGCACGAAGUGACUCGUGAUGUGCCAGUACUUACAACACGUCGUUUGAGAGAUCGAACACUUCUGAAGAAAAGAAAAGAGGAAGCCCAAGAAAAAAAUACUUUCCUGUGGGUUUUUGGGGAGCAACCCAGGAGCAAACGUUCACGUAAAGCAAAUGGUCGUGGAAAGAGGAAGCAUCAAGUUAAAGAACUUGAGCCUGAGCCUGAGCCUGAGCCUGAGCUUAAACCAGAAUUUCAUCCAGAGCCAGAACUACAUGCAGAGCCUGAGGUUUCACACGAGCAUACAGAGUUUGUUCAGGAACACUCGGAGCAUCAAGAAGAUCCAGCCUUAACGGUGACUGAAAACGUGACGCUUAUUAUACACGAGGAAGAAGAUGAUCAAGUGCCACACUUCAGUGCACCUUCCAACACAGUUGAAGAUGUUGUACCGGAGGCCAAAAUUGAGCCGGUUGUUGAAGCACCUGAAGAUCUAACUUUCCCUUUGGAUGUCGAACAAGAAAAGCAACAAUAUUAUACUGCAUUGCUUUGAAGUGUAUUACCUGUAAAAUUAUGUUCUUACUGAAGACAUCAAGCAGACACUGCAUGAAAUAUGUAUAAAGAUCCUGCCUGGCAAUGACUGUUUGCCACAAGAAAUGUUGUGAUCUUGCUAAAACACCAAACACCAUUCCUACUUGCAAUCCAUACUCUGUCUAAAUCAGUUAGUCAGUUGGCUAAUAGAGUCAAUUUAUUCCUACAAUGGAGACGUUCAUUCCUGCACAUUUUUAAUUCUAUAUGACUCUUGAAGCCGAAAUGACAGAGUGGUGUGGCAUAUGUUUAGACAACAAGUAUAAACCGUCAUAUUCAUUUAUCUUCUGUGUAUAUUGCUGAAUAAAAUUUUAGUUUGGUUUAAUAUA